CCUCCUAUUCAAGCGCGACCCCGAGUCCCAAUCUUGCGCUCAUUCAAGCACGCUCCCGAGUUCCUCAGAGCGCAAAACACGCGCAGGAAUGGCUGCAGCACGAGAUCGGGAUUUAAUCUAAUAAUUCAACAUGUCCCGUUAAUUCUUAUGGUCUGCAAUUUGGGGGAAGUAUUCAGAGGUCUUUUUAUGUCCCCUUCAUCACUUUUGUUUGAGUACUCGGUCUCUCUAAUGUCUUAAUCCAUGGCUUUUGUUUGAGAAGACAACGGAGAGUAACCGGGAAAGAAACACCCAAGUAGUCCGACCGUCUCUGUCUGGGAAAGUGAUUUAUUCGUCUCCUCGAAUGCUGAAGGAUGUCGUCUGCAAGGGUUGAUUAUAUCGCUCCUUGGUGGACUUACUGGCUUCAUCAGUUUCCUCACGUGAAUCUGAGGUUUCAGCCGUUGGAUCACACAUUUAACCCGCAAGACGAGAACUACCAGCAGUCGCUCAUCUUCCUGGGCUGUGUAGCAGCAGCUGGGCUCGGUGUGAACCUGCUGUGUCUGGCCAUCUACCUGAGCUGCCUGUGCUGCUGUCGGAAGGAUGAGGAGGAAGAGGAAAGUAAGAAAUCCAACUCUUGCUGUGUCACUUGGGCUGCUGUUGCUGCCGGACUCAUCUGCUGUGUUGCCGUGGGAGUUGGUUUCUAUGGAAACAGUGAAACCAAUGAUGGGGUGUACCAGCUGACCUAUUCUCUCUAUAAUGCCAAUCACACGCUGGCGGGAGUGGACAGUUUGGUCACUGGUACUGUGGGAGGCAUGCAGGGCGGGCUGAACGAGCACUUGUCUCGACUGGGUGAGAUCUUUGCAGCACGAGGAGACUUUGUGCAGAGACUGCAGUUCAUGCAACAGAUGUCAGAAAACAUCAUGAAGCAGCUGCUUGGGCUUCCUGACUGGGAAAAGGCGAAAGUAGACCUGGCCGCCAUAGCUGAUCAGACAGCAUAUGUGGAAUACUACAGGUGGUUGACAUACCUCUUGAUACUGAUCUUGGAUCUGGUCAUCUGUCUUGCUGCUUGUUUGGGCCUGGCCAAACAAUCCCGCUGGCUGCUCACUACGAUGAUGGUCUGCGGUGUUCUGACUCUGAUAUUGAGUUGGGCGUCUCUCGGAGCUGAUGUGGCCACUGCAGUGGGCACAAGUGAUUUCUGUGUUGCACCAGACAAAUUUCUGAUGAACCAAACAAAAGAUGUGAUCAGCUCAGAUAUUGUGCAUUAUUACCUGUACUGCAGCCAGACGCUCCCUAACCCAUUUCAGCAGUCCCUGACUGUCUUCCAGAGAUCGCUGACCACCAUGCAGAUCCAGAUCCAAGGUCUCCUGCAGUUUGCAGUGCCUCUGUUCCCCACAGCUGAGGUGAAUUUACUGAGUAUUCAGCAUUUAUUGAAUAAUUCAGAGGCCAGUUUACAUCAGCUCACUGCACUUCUAGACUGCCGAGGACUAAAUAAGGACUACCUGGACGCUCUGAUAGGUGUGUGUUAUGAUGGCGUGGAGGGGUUGCUGUAUCUCUGUCUGUUCUCUCUCCUGGCGGCCUGUGCCUUCUCUGUCAUGCUGUGUGCCAUCCCGAGAGCAUGGCGACAGAUUGCCAACAGAGAUCGAGAUUACGAUGACAUUGAUGACGGGGACCCGUUUAACCCUCAGAGCCGACGAAUGAUGUCCCACCGUUCAGAGCAGGGCAACAUGCACAGCUUCUGCAGCUACAGUAGCAGCAUGGGCAGCCAGACCAGCCUGCACCCUCCAACACAGGCUGUGACCAACGCACCCCUGAACCAGUCUGCGCUGUUUGGAGGAAACCCGCGCUAUGAGAACGUGCCUCUGAUCGGGAGGGGAUCUCCUCCUCCUUCGCUUUACUCUCAGCCAUAUAGAAACCGCUACUCUCCAACCAUGAGAGCCACCUACCUCUCCAUGACCGAAGACCAGAUCAGACACUAUGGGGAGGAUUUCCGAGCGUAGAACUGAUCUGUUGUCCUCUGGUGUGAGUCUUCACUUGCUGGAAAUAAGGAAAACUCUCACGCCAGCAUGUGUGUGCACCAAUCUUAAAAGAGCACAGUCUGAAAGUCGAACGUCAUUUUAAGAGCACUCAGUGUGUGUCCGUACGGGUGCUGGCAUGAAUGUGUGUGUUUGUCAAUCAUUCUGAUGGUGCGACGCUUCUUUUCCCUCACUACUGACAUAUUUUUGUGAGGUGCUGAAAUAUCCUCUCUCUAAUAAUCGGUUUUAUUUGUACGUUUACAUCAUAUUUUUUAUCAAACAGACUGUUGGUCUUCCCUAUUGCCUUUUCAACUGCAGAAACUGUUCGAUAUGGGUAACAAAAACUAUUUUGGACCCACGUUAUAUUAAGUGUCUUUAACUUUAACAUUACAAUUAACCAUUUGAUGCAUUGCACUUUUUGUGUACAUGUCUUUACAUUGUACUUAUACUUGUAACCAUACCAUAAAACCUGCCCCUCACCUUAACUGCAUCCAAUCUCAAUAGCAAGUGUUACAAUACAAACUGAACACAAACAGUACAUUGUACCUAACACAGGGUUCCCACGGGCCCUUGAAAUCCUUGAAAGUUUGUGAAUUAAAAAAAAAUAAAAAUUCAAGGCCCUGGAAAGUUUUUGAAAAUAAACACACAUAGAUACAUGUCCUUGAAAGUACUUUUGUGAAUUUAUUUUGUGCAAGAAGUUUUCUGGAAAAAAAUCCGUAUUAUUCCCUCAGGUUCGCUAAUGUUGCCUAUGCACACUAACUUACUAGCUUGCUUGAUUUACGUUAGUUACGCGCAUUUACGUGUUACGUUAAGUGUUACUUUGUGUUGUACGUUGCCAUGAUGUUCACGCGCGCACAAAACUACAACGAUAGUAGUAGUAGUAUAAAUCAGUGUUGAAUUGCUUUGCUUGUUAAGAUAAUGUAAACCCAUGAGGCAAGAAAAACUUAAAAGCGUAAUCUUAAAACUUCUGUUUACAGAACAUGAGCCUAAGCUCUUUUAAAUAAAAUUCAUGCAAAAUAGGGUUGCUAACUGUUCAGUAUAAUAUGGAAUUGUCCCGUUUUUAAGGCAUCAGAGAAGCGUUCCGUAUGAAAGCUAUACAAAGCUAUUUGUAGGCAUACGCCAUUUGAGCAUAGACCAUACAAAGAACAAAUUAAUCAUUCUUUUUGCACUAAUAAUUUUUUGAAUUGUGAACGUAGCCGCUCAAGGAAGGCUUUAAGAACUUGAAAAAUCCUCUGCCGCCUGGACGCUCCCACUUCACUCGCGCUAACGGCAAUCCCCUUCACCAUGCGCGUUUUGAUUUCACCAAAUCAGUGUGGGUGAAUGCAAAGAAAGUGAUUAUUGAUCAUAAGCACAACAUCCAGCUAGGCAAGAAAACAUUCAAUCUACCUGAGGGAAGACAUCUUUAAGUUAAUGUUGUUAAAUAGAAAAAACGAAAUGACACAUUUUUUAAAUUGUAACUUCUAGCAUAUUCCUAAACCUGGACCUCAUUAAUAUUGAAGAACAAAUUCAAGCACCAAAAUCAGCCCACACACUCCAAGUUCUGUUUAAUUGAAAAAUAUUAAUUUUCGUGAAUUCAUACGCUAAAUGGUUGCAAUAACAUUUUAGUUCAAAAAUUUAAAUGUCAUUGUUAAAAAAAAAUGCUUUAUUUGAUGUUCAGUUGUUAUACUUUCAAAUUUUAUGCUGUAUUGUAUGUAAUUUCACAGGAUAUUCACCUCCUAAAUUACUAAACCAUUUGUGCAGUCACAAUUUUAUAGAGGUAAAAUUUACUUAGGCCAAUGCUUUUUGUAUAGCAUGCGUGACAUUUUUUGUAUGACAUUACACUUUAUUUUUAGAAUAAUUGUACAUAGGUUAAGCAAAACAAAUAAGAUUCUUUCUGAGAACCUUUUAUAAACACAAUUGACUGUAGACACAGAAAUUACACUCUGUCACUGUAAAAAAAAAAAAAAAAAAUCCAUAAAAUUUACGGUAAAAAAAUGGCAGCUAUGGUUAAAUAAUGG
Messenger RNA from Cyprinus carpio (common carp), 3985 nucleotides. Its product is annotated as protein tweety homolog 2-like. Lineage: Eukaryota; Metazoa; Chordata; Actinopteri; Cypriniformes; Cyprinidae. The record is from RefSeq and is a predicted model, not a curated record. The transcript is spliced from 15 exons. Gene Ontology annotation, cellular component: plasma membrane. Bases 351 to 1973 code for a protein of 540 amino acids. Gene Ontology annotation, molecular function: volume-sensitive chloride channel activity; intracellularly calcium-gated chloride channel activity.